Molecule: messenger RNA, 465 nt
Organism: Phytophthora sojae
Lineage: Eukaryota; Oomycota; Peronosporomycetes; Peronosporales; Peronosporaceae
Exons: 1
Coding region: 1-465 (154 amino acids)
Source: RefSeq, a predicted model, not a curated record
AUGGGAGGAGAAGAAAUGCCGUACGCCAUUCAAGUUGACCAAGACGCGGGGACUCAGCACGGAUUGGGGAUCACCGUCGGCAAGUGGGAGGUCGGCCUCUUCGGCUGCUGCACGCACAUGGUGCCCAACUGUUGCAUGGUCUUCUGUUGCCCGUGCGUCUCACUGGCACAGAUCUCGGCGCGCCUGGGUAAGCUGAAAUACGACAUCGCACUCGUGCUGUUCGUGCUCCUGUUCUUCUGCACUGGUGGAACUGCCAGCCUUGUCGGUCUCAUUUGGCUCUGGCAGACACGCGCUCAGACGCGCGAGCGUUUCCAGAUUCCGGGGAGUUGCUGCGGAGACUUUUGUGCCUCGUGCUUCUGCGGCUGCUGCACGAUGACCCAGAUCGCGACGCACAUCAAGAGCUACAAGCCCGGUAGCUGCAACUUCAGCGCCCAAAACACGCUACCGCCGUACGAACGUGCCUAA